AGCGCCAUUCGUUGGACUUUUCGCAGAGGUAGCCAAAAAUUGCGAAAGGUGUUUGCUAUUUGCAUUUUGCAUCAUUUGAUUUUCGAGCUAAUUUCACGUUAAAAUUUAUCAAAGAAAUUUUAAAAUGGCUCAGAAAACUCCAGUAAGUGUGCUACAGGAGUGUUGUGCCAGAAACAACAUCAAUUUCCCCAUCUAUGAAGAGGUUCCCAGUGGUCUCGAAAAACUCUUCACCAUUCGCGUCCAGGCCUUUGGAGAAAUGGCUGAAGGAACAGGACGAUCAAAGCAAGAUGCUAAACAUCUAGCUGCGGCAAAUUUGCUGAAGAUUGUGGAGAAAGAUAUGGAAAACCCGGGAGAUUUUUCUAAAUUGGAAACGAAUAAUCGGUCAGAAAUUGACUAUGUAGGUACUCUCCUGGAUAUAUGCGUCAAGAGAAAUCUGCCUGUGGCCAGUUUUAAUUUGAUCGACUCUCACGGACCCUCCCAUGCGCCAUCUUUCACAUACGAAUGCACAGUUUCUCAGCUCAAGAAAAAAGGCACACAUUCCUCCAAGAAGGGUGCUAAGCAAGUGGCAGCCAAGGCUAUGCUUGAUCUGGUGCAGGAAAUGUAUCCGGAUGACCAAAAAAUCCUAGUACCUGUGGAUGUGGCAAUGGAGGCUGAAGAGACACGCACAAGUAGCCUGUUCAAGAGCUACCGCGAAUGGAAGAAUUCGGAUUCCAAGUAUAUUCCGGGCGUUAAAUUGGCUGAUCGACACAAUUUCUUUGUAAAUCUCCAACCUGAGAAGUACGAAAAAGCUCUGGCUGUCCUGGAUGUCGCAGAGACAGAUAAAGAGAAGGCACACUUGCUGGCGGAUGCCCUGGGUUUCCCUCUGGAGGUAUUUCGUGUUUUUGGAGAGGAUUGUGAGCUGACUGUCCUGGAGCUCGAAUGCGAUUUUGAGACUGUCCAUGUUGGCACUGAGGAACAUGUCUACCGUGAUUUUCUGUCCUACAUGAAAAUUAUGCUGAAUAUGAAUCCCCUUCGUCAAUAAAUUUCACGAUACGCCCUUGAAUUUUUUCCCCCCGGGUAAAUACUAAUGAAGUUAAUUUCCUACCCAAUUUAUUGUGAUGAAUUACUGAAAUAUUUGAAAUACAGAAUUUUGGUGAAUUA
Phlebotomus papatasi is the source of this 1140-nucleotide messenger RNA. RefSeq lists its product as uncharacterized. The record is from RefSeq and is a predicted model, not a curated record. The transcript has 2 exons. Lineage: Eukaryota; Metazoa; Arthropoda; Insecta; Diptera; Psychodidae. Bases 125 to 1021 code for a protein of 298 amino acids.